GUUUCCACGGCGAUAACGACCCGUUAGCUUCAGAGACGAAGCUUUCCUCACCGGGAGGGACCUGAUGCAGUGCAUCUAUGGAUUUCGAAAGAGACACUAGCCGUUGCUGAUUAACUUGCGUUGCAAGUUAAGUCAUGUUUAUCUUUUAGUUUUGAUUUUAUUUUGUAAAGGAUAAUUAUAACCUUUUUAGAUAUCGCUUAGGAAUAUUAUCUUUGGGAUUAUAUAUACCCAAUCGACACCCUUGUAUUAUUUUCACGUUAGAUUUAAUAAACUGCUUUUGGCAAUUGAGCUUAUCGCUUGAAGAGGAGAACUCUUAACCUGUUGAUUUCGACGACUGCUUCGUUGAACUCAAGAUCCGAGCUUGAAUUCGAAUUCUCCUGGAGAGUUUGAGUUUGAUUUCGUUACUUUGCUUCCGCAUCUCUAUCACAAUGGCAACAAAUUUGAUCAUGAUACUAGUGUUGUUUGUUAUAGUGUUACCACUUAACGUACACCAACAAAACAGACAACUGACUUCCGUAGCUUCUUUUAGGAACUAGAUGUCCUUGCAAGCGAACUCGAAGCAAUCAAGCCCAAUAUCUGAGACAUGCUCAUGUUCUCUUACCAUGCGGAAGGUCAUGACUACACGAAGAGGAAAAUACUUCUGAUAUAUUUGAUGAUCAGUCUUGGUAUUGCAUAUCAUUUUGAGAAUGAGAUCGAAAAGACCUUGGCACACGCCUUUCAGAAUAUUGAUGAUACGAUAGCAAAUGAGCAUGACCUUUACACAAUCUCUAUCUUCUUUUGGGUUUUCAGAACAUAUGGUUACAACAUGUCGGCUGAUGCGUUCAAGAGGUUCAAAGGGGAUGAUGGAAAGUUUAUGGACUCCUUAACAAAGGAUGCUAAAGGCAUGUUGAGCUUGUAUGAAGCCGCUCAUUUGAGGACGACAAGAGAUUAUAUAAUGGACGAAGCGUUGAGCUUCACAACGAAACAUAUGGAUUCGUUAGCUGGACGAUCAAGCUCUCAUCUCUCAAGGCUUAAACAGAAUGCUCUUGGUCUAUCUCAACAUUGGAACAUGGAGAUAUUAGUCGCAAUGGAAUAUAUCUCCUUCUACGAACAAGAAAAAGACCAUGAUGAGACAUUACUCAAGUUUUCAAAGCUCAAUUUCAAGUUACUACAACUUAUUUACCUUAAGGAGCUCAAAAUGGUUACAAAAUGGUACAAGGAGCUCGACUUUGCAUCUAAGUUGCCACCUUAUUUCAGAGACAGAGUGGUGGAGUUACAUUUUUUUGUUAUAUCGAUGUAUUUUGAGCCGCAUUUCUCAAGUGCGAGGAUUAUGUUGACUAAGUUCGUCACGGCCGAAAUCAUUAUUGACGACACUUUCGAUAGAUAUGCCUCUAUGUCGGAAUCUGAAAGCCUCGCCAAAAGUCUAGAAAGGUGGGCUCCUGAUAAAGACAUGGAUAAACAACCAGAUUAUUUGAAAUUCGUAUUUAAAUUUAUACUGGACGUAUUCAAAGAUUUCGAAAGAGAAGUGGGGUCAGAAGGAAGAUCUUACAUCGUGAAAAGUACAGUAGAAGAGUUCAAAAUACUCGUGAAAGCCAAUCUUGACCUUGCCAAAUGGGCGCAAAUCGCUCACGUGCCUAGCUUUGAGGAUUAUAUGGUGGUCGGUGAGCUGGAGGUCUCGUGGUACGCGAGUAUGGCAGGCACUUUUAUGGGCAUGGGUCAUAUUGCUAUGAAGGAAGCUUAUGAGUGGCUCAAAUCAAGACCAAAACUCAUCCAAGCAAUAUCUAUAAACGGACGUCUGAUGAAUGACAUGACCGGUUUCGAGGAUGACAUGAGUAGAGGAUAUGUACCAAAUGGGAUCAACUGUUAUAUGAAGCAAUAUGGAGUUACAAAAGCCGAAGCUUAUAAGGAGCUUCAUAAAAUGCGUGUUCACAAUGACAAAAUAGUGAACGGAGAGUUGUUGACGACAAAAGAUGUGCCAAGGAGAGUUCUCAAGCAAGCCAUCAAUUGUGCACGCAUGGCGAAUGUUGCCUAUGGCUAUGGUGAAGGCUUAACACACCCUGAAGGCAAAAUAAAGGACUAUAUUGUUUCUCUUUAUCUUGAUCUGAUUCGUCUGUAAAGACGUUGAUUGGAAACACUGCUAAUGAGUGUGAACUUUGUAGCUGCGUCUUGAGAUCCUAGUUGCCAUGGUUCCGCUGCAUCACAAGGAGAAAUUGUAAGAAAUAACCAUUUUAGAACAAUCAUUUUCAAAGCAAAGGUUCCUUCAUUGAUUGCUCCGCUCGUCUUUUUUUUUGGCAACACCGUGACCUUUGUCUUUUUUUGUGCAAAAGUGUGACAUUUGUUUUUCUUUUUUUGUGAAACAGUGUGACUUUUGUCUUUUGGUUCUUAUUAGUUUAUUAUUUUUAAGUCGUUUACAUUACAUCAUCCUUUUCCUUUUUUGAGGACAUUAUUAUUAUAUGCCAUAAAGCUCUUGUGAAUCAUGUGAUUCUAUUCCAGGGCUUGACAUUUUAUCCGUUAAUUUUGAUUCGAUCAUUUAUUUACUUUGAUUCGAUCAUAAAAAUCUGGACAUCCGUAAAGUUUCGGAGCAAAACAAAUAGUAAAAAUGAAUAUCCAUUGAAAACAAAACAAAUCACAAAUACUAAAUUUUAAGAACUGGACAUCCGCUCCACUUGGACAGCUAUAUAAAUAUAUAUAUAUAUAUAUAUUGAUUAAAUGUAUGAGUUUAUAUAAUUAUUAUUUUAACGUAUGAUUUAAUAAAAUUUAUUCACAUUAUUAAUUAUAAAAAUAUUGAAAUAAACAAAUAACUUUUUCUGAUAUCUAUAACUUUUUCUUAAGUUUGUGUUUUUAUUACUAAUUUUAAAAUUUACAAACAUAUAAUUUCACUGUUUUUUUAUUUUUAUUUUAUAUAUUAUGUAAAAAUGUUUUAAAGAACAAAUUUAUCUCGGAUUUUUUCUAGAUUAUUUGUAUUAAUUAAUUAAAACGAAAGGAUAUAUCCGUAUGUAUUCGCAAAUAUCCGCAAAUAUUUACAUAAUUUUCGGAUAUCUGAUCCUUGCCCAACCCUACCCGGCUCAUUAUCACUGUUAUAAAGCACAUAGUGCAUGGAAGACGAGAACCAUUAUUACUAAUUAAACACACUGUUGUAUGAACCAACGUUUUGUGGUGAGUCGAAAUGGAAUUGAUGAUAUUAAUCUCUUUGUCCUUGACAACUCUCUUAGCAUUUCUCUUCCUAAAGUCACUAUUCAAACGAACCACCACUAUUUCCGAACUUAACCCACCACCGUCUCCAUGGCGGCUUCCAGUGAUAGGAAACCUUCACCAGCUCAGUCUCCAUCCUCACCGCGCUUUCCAUAGACUCAGCCUCCGCUACGGGCCGCUCAUGCUCCUUCACUUUGGCCGUGUCCCUGUUCUGGUGGUCUCAUCAGCCGACGUCGCUCAUGACGUCAUGAAAACGCACGACCUUAAGUUUGCCAACCGCCCCAAACCAAAGGCGGUGGAUAUAAUUAUGAACGGCGGACGAGAUGUGGCAUUUUCCUCUUAAGGUGAGUAUUGGAAACAUAUGAAGGUAUGAUUUUACUUAUUUAUUAUAGAUAUUGAGAAGAUUUGUAAAUGUUAAAAGACAAAGACCAGAAUUUUUAUAAAGUAGAUACACCCAGAGCCUGUCCUAGAGGUGUGGGAGCCCUAUUCGAAAUUUUUUUAACUUAAAAUUAAAAAUAUUUUUAGUGAUUUUUAGUAAAAAUUAAUAUAAAUUUCUUUAAAAUAUAUAUAUAUAUAUAUAUAUAUAUAUAUAUAUAUUAUGUUAGUAAACUUCAAACUUUAUAUAUUUAUUUUAAUUAUAUUACUAAACUUGUACGUAUCAUAUAACAUAGAAUACAUAAACAAUUUUAUUAUUAUAUAAACUAUUUUUUUACUUUAUAUAUUUAACACUAUUUAAUAAUAUAAAUACAUCUAUAUACACAAAUAAUUUUUUUUAAAGGAGGCCCCACCAAAUGGAGCCCAUUCAAAUAUUUCGAAAGCAUACCUAGGCCGUGUUCGUUUACAUGUCGCGCGACAUGCGACAUGCGACCUGCGACUGAUCGCAGGUCGCAGGUUGCAGGUUGUUGUUCAUUUUGCUGUCGCGUAACAUGCGACCUGUGAUUGGUCGCAAGUCGCAAGUCGCAGGUUGUUGUUCGUUUUGAUGUUGCGCGACUGAUCUCGCGACCAGUCGCGGGUUCCCAUUUAAGUCGUCCGAAAAACAGCGACUAAAAAUUAAAAAAAAUUUGAUCGCGCGACUGGUCGCAUGUCGCAUAUCGCAGGUCGCGCGACACGUAAACGAACAUAGUUUUAGUCGCAGGUCGCAGGUUUAGUCGCAGGUCGCAAGUCGCGCGACACGUAAACGAACGUAAUCUUAGUCGCAGGUCGCAGGUCGCGCGACACGUAAACGAACAUGGCCUACAAGCCCGGCUCUGGUUACACCUCCCUCGUAUGCUCCUUCCUUCACCCAUUUUGGUUUUCUACUAUUUUUUAUUUCAUCAUUAUAAAAGCUUAUCGUAUAAAUUUUAUAUCAAAUAUUACAUAAUAAUUAGUAUAUAUACUUUAUCCUACACAGAGCAAUUUUUUUUUUUUUUUUUUUUGUAACUAACAUAGAGAGCAUAUUACUACCUAAAUAUAUAUUAUUGUCCUGAUCUUCUGAUCUCCUACAGCUAAAUUGAUUAUUUCACGAACAAAAAAACUUGCGAUAUGGAUUGGUUUAUCAUAAUAAUGUAGGUUAGUCAAUAUGUAUGUAAAUAUUCACACUUCAGGCUAAUAUAAAUUUUAUUUGUUUUAGUUGGUGACCAAAGAAAAUGAGAAGGAACAUUCAAUUCUUCAUGGUUUCCAUAAAAAUACUCCAUUUAUAAAGAAUUAAUAUUUCUUUCUGUUCCUCAUCAUUCCUUUUUUUUUGUAGAGAAUAACAAAGCAAAAUUAUUCCUCAUUAUUUUUGAAGAGGAACAAUCAUUCUCUUUUUUUUGAAUGAGUGUAAAAUUUUAUUCAAUCAAAAACUUUGUACAUCAAGUGUUUCAGCUUUGUGUUUAAAAAAUAAAAAAAUUGACUAUGGGAGACCAUGAGGUUUCUGAUUCUGUGUUUAGGAGUGCUCUUGACGAGACCCAAACCAAGCAGCCAGACCCUCUUCCAGAUACUGAUGCCCCAACCCUUUGACUGAUAAUAGUCUGAGUCUGACUGUCUUAUCCACGAAUUUAAUAAGACAGCCCGUCUACUUCGACUGUUCACCAUGUCUGCGAGCAUGCGUUCUCUCCAAACCGAGUGGACCGUAGCUUAGAAGGUGUAUCUGAGGAGAAAGGUCAUUGUGGGGGUAAGCGUUGGGUUUGUGAUCAUUUCGAUGAUCUCAUUCCAAUCUGUGGUGAAAGACGCUUGCAAAAUCCCCCCUACAAGAGCCUUCCAUAUCUGCUUUGUAUACCGACAACUGAAGAAGAGGUGUUGACGAGUUUCAUCAUCUUCGUUGCACAAUACACAAGUCUGAUCAACUGCAUUGUUCCACUUAUGCAUUCAAUCGCAGGUUUGUAGCCGAUUCUGAAUAGCAACCCAGAGGAGGAAGGAGAACUUAGGUGUUGACUGUGGGAACCAUACUCCUUUGCUCCAUAAACAAGGUUGAUGGUGAUGUCUCAACUGCAACCAAGUCCUCUUCGUUGAGAAACUACUAACAAACUUCCCUUCUUUUUGUUUCUAAGGCGGGAUAUCUUCUUCUUUAUCUUGGCCGUUUUUAAGUCGAAGCAAAGCUAUCUCGUUCUCAAUCUCAUUUAGGAUGGUCACCCUAUGUCUUCUUCUUCGAUGUCUUCUCAAAACAUCAGCCAUAGGCUCAUUGUAGGAUAUACCUAGAUCGAUGGUUCCUCUGUCUCCUAGUACUUCCUUGAGGCAACCAAUUCUGGACCAGUUAUCGUGCCAAAAGGAUGUAUCUGUUCCACUAUGAACUUCCAUCUUGAAGAACUGCUUUGCUAGGUCUCUCAACUUUAGUAAUUUUCUCCAGAUCCAAGACCCAACGUUUGUAGUACCCUUUACUGACCAAAAUGACCCCUUUCUGAUCAGGUAACAUUUGAUCCAUUUAACCCAAAGAGAUUCCUUUGCUGAUGUGAUCCUCCAUAUCAAUUUCAAGCUCAAGACUGUGUUGGUUUCUUUCAGUGGUCGAACUCCUAAAUCUCCCUCUUCCUUUGGCAAACAAACAUCCUUCCAGCUUACUUUUGCUUUGCUAGUCUUCAGGUCAGGGCCAGACCAGAGAAAAGCAGAGCACAACCUUUCGAUUUCCUUGAGACAACUUCCUGGUAACUUAAAAGCUUGGAGCCAGAAAUUUGCAAGGCUGGUAAUAACUGAGUUGAUGAGUUGCAACCGGCCUGCGUGUGACAGAAAUCUUCCUGUCCAAGAGCUCAUGCGCUUUCUGAUUUUCUCCACUAAAGGAAGAUAGUCAUCGACCGUCAUACGCUUUGUAAGCAGGGGGAGUCCCAAGUAACAGAUAGGCAGUUGACCCGAAGCAAAGAGAAAACUGAGGAACAAUCAUUUUCACUCAUUCCUUUAAUUUUAUUCCUUUUCAUUCCCUUUUUAUUUGUUCCUAAUGUUCCUCACAUGGUCACCAGUCACA
Messenger RNA from Brassica napus (rape), 6580 nucleotides. Its product is annotated as putative terpenoid synthase 7. The transcript is spliced from 6 exons. Lineage: Eukaryota; Viridiplantae; Streptophyta; Magnoliopsida; Brassicales; Brassicaceae. Bases 584 to 2095 code for a protein of 503 amino acids. Gene Ontology annotation, molecular function: terpene synthase activity; magnesium ion binding. Gene Ontology annotation, biological process: diterpenoid biosynthetic process. The record is from RefSeq and is a predicted model, not a curated record.